Molecule: messenger RNA, 3834 nt
Organism: Striga hermonthica
Lineage: Eukaryota; Viridiplantae; Streptophyta; Magnoliopsida; Lamiales; Orobanchaceae
Source: the annotation of a GenBank genome assembly
AUGGACGAAAUUACAGCUCGAAUAAUCUCCAACCUCGAGACCCAGUCGCCAAUUUCAGAGUCGUUUCUGAAAGAUCUAGGUACCCUGUUAGAUUACACUCUGAAAACCAACGACCCAAUUGAUCUUGAGAAUCUGUACAGUGAACUGUCUGCAAGAAAUCUUUCACUCAGUUCCCUCGCUAAUGAAGUUUCCUCCGCCAUGGAUACUGGGCUCAGCUCCAGUAUUUCCAUUUUGGCAUCAAAAGUCUAUCUUUCUCUCCUUUUAUCCCCCAAUUCACCAGUUUUCACGUUGUUUACUCCAAUGGCUUUUCUCAGCCUCCUUCGUGCCAUACGCUUGGCCAUCAAGAAACCUUCUUCGGUUUCAAGUGAAGGGUCAGUGAUUCGAAGCCUGGGGAAAAAGAAGAAGGGAAAGAGGAAUAAUUUGGGGAAUAAGAAAGGCUCAGGAAAUAGGGAAUUUGCAGCGAGUUCUGCUGAAGAAGGAGAUUUUGAUGUUGGGGAUUUAUUCACAUUGCUCGAAAAGUUGAUACAUGUGAUGGAUUUGGUCCACUUGGACCGUUUUCCAGAUUGUUUGAAGGCUUUGGUUCAGACCGUGUGUGAGAUCCCAAUGACGGCUGUGGAGAAUUGGGGAAAUUUGGGGAGUUUUAAGAGGUUAUGUGAAUUGUCUUCGGAAGUCUUAAGUGAAGCUUUGAAAGCCGAGCACGGGAUUCAAGGAGAUACUGCUGCCGAGGUAAUGAAGGCGUUAGCCCCGUUAAUCUUGUCCUCUAAAACACAAGUAAGGAGUUUUGCUUUGUGUUUUGUGGUAAUUAAAACGAUAAAGAUGGGUGAAAACUCAGAUGGCAUCAAGAAGGCAGUUGCCAACAUGCCUAAAUAUUUGGUACAAAAAUCUCCAGAACGGGCCGAUCCAAGGGCUUUAGCAGUCGAGUCAAUUAUUGAAAUUGUUAAGGCCUUGGAUUCUGAGCAUCAGGUAAAAUUUGCUGAUUACGUGGUGAAGAUGAGCCAAGGGAAGGGGCAGUUGAGGCUUUUAUCAGUGGAUUUAAUACCCGUUUUAAUUAUGUCGGUGAAGGGUCCUUUCGGGUUCGACUCAGCUGAGGGUGAAGGGGACUCAUGGGGUCUGAGGCUAUUGGAAACACUUAUUCAGCGUUGUUCUGAUUUGACGGCUGCUAUUAGAGCAAGAGCCUUAGCAACUUUAGCUCAGGUGGUUGUGUCCUUGUUGGGAGAUGAUAAAAAUCGAGUAUUGUUGAAAGAGGUGAUGGGAUUUGGGCAUGAAAGGGUUGGUGGGGUUAACAAGAUUCUUAAGCUAAGAUGUAUGGAUGAGAAAGCGGCCGUUCGAAAGGCGGCUCUCGUACUCAUAUCAAAGUUGAUUGCACUUUUAGGAGGCGAAGUUGAUGAGGAGCUGCUAAAGACAGUGGGCAUGGCUUGCUCGGAUCCACUUGUUAGCAUUAGGAAAGUGGCAACAUUGGCCAUGUCCGAGGCCUUUAGGACAUACUCGAACUGCUUUGUGACCAAGGAAUGGAUGCAUUCUAUCCCACGUUUAAUCAGUGAUAACGAAACCAGCAUCCAAGAAGAAUGUGAGAACCUUUUCCUUGAACUAGUUCUCGAUCGCAUAUCAAGAGCUGGAUCAAACUUUUCAGCUGAACAUGAUACUAUUGCUCGUGAUACAAAAGGGGAAAAACAUAGCUUCAGUAUGGAAGACUCUGAAUCCUUAUAUCCAGAAGGAGUCUUAAUUUUGUUGAAAGAGGUCUGUGAUGCUGAGGUGUCACCUUGGGUGAGAAAAAUCUGCUCGAGCCUGGGGAAAAAGAAGAAACUCCACAAGAAAAUUGCUACUGCACUUCAGAACAUCAUUAAGAAAUCCGAAUCUCAAUGGCUGAGCCAUUCCAUGCCAAUCCAGAAGUGGACAGCACCACCUGGCGUCUGGUUUCUCUUGUCAGAAGUAUCUUCAUUUCUUUCUAAAUCAAUUGAAUGGGAAUUCUUGAAGCAUCAUUGGCAGCUUGUUGACAAGUUUAAGCCAGUUAGCAAGGUUCAAAGCCCUUGUGCACAGGGAUAUGAGGAUGAUGUGGAAAUGGUUGAUGUUGAGUCUAGUUCUGUUGAUUGGGUGAAGGAUCGUGUUUACCUCUUACAGACGAUUUCAAAUGUUUCUAUGGAAUUACCCCCAGAACCUGCUGCAGAUCUUGCACAAAAUUUUCUCAAACGGCUUGAGAGGUUUAAUAUGCAUUCGACUGAGGUUAAUGCCCAUGUAAAAGCACUCAGAACCCUGUGCAAAAGGAAGGCCUUAAACCAAGCAGAGGGCGACUACCUUGUAACAAGAUGGGUGGACCAGCUUCAAUCUAAAGCCUCCAAAGUUCUAGAUUCGUACAUGUCAAAAUUAACAGGUUCCGAUAAAGAGAACGCUUUUCUCACCCCACAUAACACGGGGAGUCGUAAAACACCAAGAAAAACCGAUUCGAAGUUAUUAGCUAAAGCAGUUAUUGCUGUUUACACUAUUGGAUCACUGGUUAUAGUCUGCCCUUCAUCCGAUUUAAAGACUAUUGUUCCAACCAUACACACCAUAAUCACUUCAAGAAGUUCAGAUUCUAAAUCUAGCAACUUACCUGGGCUUGUAGUUGAUAUAAAGCAGAUUGCCCCGUCAUUGUAUAUACAAGCGUGGCUCACAAUGGGAAAGAUUUGCUUAGCUGAUGGGAAACUUGCUAAACGUUAUCUUCCUCUGUUUGUGCAGGAGCUUGAAAAGAGUGAUUGUGCUGCACUUCGCAAUAACACAGUUGUCAUGAUGGCAGAUUUCUGUGUGCGGUACACAGCAAUGGUUGAUUGUAUCAGCUUAAAAGUUUCAUCAUUUAUCUUUUUGAUAAAAUCUUUGCUACAGAGGGAUUACGUGAAGUGGAGAGGUGUGCUUUUCCUCAGAUUUCUACUAUGCUUGGUUGACGAGUCAGAGAAAAUACGGCAGCUAGCAGAUUUCCUCUUUGGGAACAUCUUGAAAGCAAAGGCUCCGCUUUUAGCUUACAACAGCUUUGUGGAAUCUGUAUUUGUCCUAAACGACUGUAAUGCGCACACUGGACGCAGCAAUUCGAACAGUGCGCGCAAUGAGAACCGUCUCUUCUCGAUUAGAGGAAAUGAUGAGAAGUCGAGGUCGCAAAGAAUGCACAUUUACACGACGUUGCUUAAACAAAUGGCGACAGAGCACCUUUUGGCCACGUUUGCCAAAGUGUGCGCUGAGAUUCUUGCUGCUGCAUCUGACGGUAUGCUCUCUCUUGACGAUAUUACAGGCCAGGCUGUUGUUCAGGACGCCUUCCUUGUCCUGUCGAGCAAAGAAAUCCGAAUCCAGUCGAGCCACGGCCCAUCAUCAUCAUCCUCGGAGGCAGUGGACAUGGAGGAUGAAGGCCCAGACAGCAACCCGAGAGGCGGUCGGGCCAUAACCCAAGCCGUGCGCAAGAGCCUCGUUCAGAACGCGAUUCCGAUCUUCAUCGAGCUGAAGCGCCUGUUGGAGAGCAAGAACAGCCCACUUAUGGGGUCUCUCAUGGACUGCCUGCGGGCCCUGCUCAAGGAUUACGAGAACGAGAUAGACGAGAUGCUGGUGGCUGACCGGCAGCUCCAGAAGGAGCUUGUGUAUGACAUGCGCAAAUACGAGUCGACCAGAGACAAAUGCACGCAGGGGGAUUGUGGGGCAACGGUGAGGUCCGUGCUGCGGGAGGCAAAUGGCACGCCGCUGGGGGCAAUGAGUGUGCCCAAGCUCAAGACGAAGACGGGCGGUGAUGGCAGUGGUGGGGGGAGGAUGGCGGCGGCGCCGGAGGUCAUGGAGUCUAUCAAGAGGCGGCAGUGUUUUGAUUCUGAUGAUGAGAGCUGA